GCAAUGGACAUAAAGAUGAUCCUGAGCCUCUUACCCUCAACCAAGUUUGGAUUGAUCCCUCAUAAACAUCCAUUCCGUUUCAUUUUGAGUUUCUUCUCGCAAGCGUACUCUACGACACAAGUCAAGCCUCGUCUUGCUCGAUCUGCCAAAACUACUAUCCGCCAUGCUCACUAAAAAUAUGAUGAGGUCAACUGUGACCCCCACGCCGUCCA
This is a messenger RNA of Bipolaris maydis ATCC 48331, 212 nucleotides long. NCBI's taxonomy places the organism in Eukaryota, Fungi, Ascomycota, Dothideomycetes, Pleosporales, Pleosporaceae. The record is from RefSeq and is a predicted model, not a curated record.